Pogoniulus pusillus (Red-fronted tinkerbird) is the source of this 1264-nucleotide messenger RNA. It is a transcript of the gene DCUN1D5, whose product is annotated as defective in cullin neddylation 1 domain containing 5. Lineage: Eukaryota; Metazoa; Chordata; Aves; Piciformes; Lybiidae. The transcript has 8 exons. Bases 287 to 1000 code for a protein of 237 amino acids. Gene Ontology annotation, cellular component: ubiquitin ligase complex. The record is from RefSeq and is a predicted model, not a curated record. Gene Ontology annotation, molecular function: cullin family protein binding; ubiquitin-like protein binding; ubiquitin conjugating enzyme binding. Gene Ontology annotation, biological process: protein neddylation.
UGUCCGGGUCGCUCGCCGUUCCCUGAGCAGCCGUUACCGCCCGGUUCUCCACUCACCCUGGGCGCGACACCCGCGUCUGGGACCGGUGCGGCGGCGGGACGUGCUCUCGCGGCGAGCGAGGCUGCAGCAAGACCCGGCGGGGAUAGGGAGGGGUAGGGUGGGACAAGUCUUCCACAGUCACCUCAUCGUCGGUUUCGGGAGGCGGCGGCGGCCGGGGGCAGUGAGCCCGGAGGGGCCUCGGCUGCGGGCCCCGGCAGCGGGGCGGACCCCGCCCCGAGGCAGGACGAUGCCAGUGAAGAAGAAAAGGAAGUCCUCGGGGUCGGCGGCGGCAGCGGCAGAUGAUGCUGGCCUCAAGAAAUGUAAACUCGGCAGCUAUUGCAGAUCACAAGCCUCUGGUAAAGUAAUAAGUGGCGAAGAACAUUUUUCAAGCAAAAAGUGCCUGGCUUGGUUUUAUGAAUAUGCAGGUCCUGAUGAAGUUGUGGGGCCUGAAGGAAUGGAAAAGUUCUGUGAAGACAUUGGUGUUGAGCCUGAAAAUAUUAUUAUGUUAGUUUUAGCCUGGAAACUAGAGGCUGAAAGCAUGGGAUUUUUUACCAAGGAAGAGUGGUUAAAAGGAAUGACUUCAUUACAGUGUGACUGUACAGAAAAAUUACAAAAUAAGUUUGACUUCUUGCGGUCACAAUUGAAUGACAUUUCAUCCUUUAAGAAUAUCUACAGAUAUGCCUUUGAUUUUGCAAGGGAUAAAGACCAGCGAAGUCUUGAUAUUGAUACUGCAAAAUCCAUGUUAGCUCUUCUGCUUGGAAGAACUUGGCCACUGUUUUCAGUGUUUUAUCAAUACCUGGAGCAAUCGAAGUAUAGAGUUAUGAACAAGGAUCAGUGGUACAAUGUGCUAGAGUUCAGCAGAACUGUCCAUGCAGAUCUUAGCAACUAUGAUGAAGACGGUGCAUGGCCUGUACUUCUGGAUGAAUUUGUUGAAUGGCAAAAGGUUCGUCAAGCGUCAUAGCAAGAAUUCAAAAGAAAAUGCAAAAGGUUUUUUCGUGCCCGUCUGUACACAAACUAAUGAGAAAAAAGAUUGCAUUUUCAUCCUUAAGAAAGACUUUUAAAGUAAUUUUUUCCUUUUUUAAGGAAAUUUUCUUGUUACAUGUGAUAUGGGCAUUGAACCACACCUCUUCUGAGACAUGAAAGUUGGAGUUGUUGUUUUGAGUCUUAUGUUUAUAGCAUUUAUUUCAGAACAAUAAAGAUUCAGAUUUGUGACAAUGGCCUAAAA